This is a messenger RNA of Populus trichocarpa (black cottonwood), 760 nucleotides long. RefSeq lists its product as uncharacterized. The transcript is spliced from 3 exons. Lineage: Eukaryota; Viridiplantae; Streptophyta; Magnoliopsida; Malpighiales; Salicaceae. Bases 184 to 492 code for a protein of 102 amino acids. The record is from RefSeq and is a predicted model, not a curated record.
UAGUUGAAAGAAAUAGAAAAUAGAAAAAGAAAAUCAUAAAACCCAAAACAUAAAUGGGUUUUCUCCAGAGCACAAAAUUUUACCAAGGAGAAAACCCAUAUAUGCUUCUUCUUCUCACCCUGAACUUCGAUCUAUAAAAAGAGGUGCUUGUGCUUCUUCUUGUAGUAGUAGUAGUAGUGAAGGAUGGCGAGACCGUGGGUACUGGUCUCUUUGCUAUUGUUAAUUGUGUUCACGUCUCAGUUAGAGUGGAAACAACAAUUUGGUAAUGAAAUUGAAGCAAGUCCAAACAUUUCCCAGAGAGACCAACAACAACAUAGUUCGAAUCGAGAAGAAGUUGUCAAAGAAAAGAUAAUCCUUUCUCAAGAAAAGAACAUUCAGAAACUUAAUGAGCUUGUCCAGAGUCUCCGAGAACAGUUGCAGCACUGUAGGAGUGAAAAUUACAUUGUCAACAGCACUGCAAUCCCUUUGACUGAACAUCUAAAUGGAGUUUGAACAGCAACCAAUAUUGGAGGACUAAACAUGGACCACACACUUUUAACAUUGAUAUGUUUGGUAUGUGCUUUAGACAAACCUGGUAUUUCUAUCCCGGCAAUUUAACUUUACUAGGAGAUGAUCCCUGUUAUUUUAUCUGACUCGUAUAAUACAGUCAUUAUCCACAAUUUCGUAUGUUAAUAUUAAGUGGAUUUAUAAAGCCUGUACCUUAGUCUUCACCAUUUUGGAUGAAAUCUAUAAUAUUCUGCAACCAAUCUUAAUUUAUUCA